CCUCUUUAUUCACUCUCGCCCUACAUUCCUAUUUUCACUUAUUCUCUCACUUAUACACUCAUUCACACAUACUCACGCUCUUCACUCUAUUCGUACGCCACUAAAGCUAUUGUUCUUUUUCCAACAUCAACUUAUCGACUUCUUCUGUCUCUGACACCGCUCUCGCUGCGGGCCAACUCUCAUAUCUCAGUUUACAAAUACCUUCUACAACUCUUCCGCAAGGAUGCCCAACCAUGCUCCACAAAAAUCACCUAACGUCAACAAUCUGAUUUCAUUUUGGAGCGACCUCGAGACACCUGUACAAACACCACGCUCACAGGCACGGCGUACUUCCUUAAACAAAGCAGGUCCUCCUGUCAUAGCUCACCUAGCUACCCAACCGAGAGUGUCAGGGUCAUCACCAGCUUUAUUAUCAUCUACUGGUAGCAAUCCUUUUAUUAGUCCCGUCAAUACUUGCGCUUUACCAUCGACCUCUGUUUCUGGGUCAGGACCAAGAGGAGAUGCACCUCUAUUUCCUCUCCGAUCAGUAGCGCCAGCUCAAGGGCACGUCUUUGGAUCAAAUCGACAUUCAUUAGAUACAAUCAAAACUCAGCCAUCGAUUCCACCUCCGGCGCGGCCUUUCAGAAGUACUGCUCCCAAGACUGUUCAGACUACGCAAACUACACAUAAUACACAUAAUACACAUAAUACACAUAAUACACAUAAUACACGACGACAUUCCAACCCAAAGCCAGACCUUAUAAUCGAUACCGGAAGGCAAAGACUAUCUUCAGGCAAAGAAGCGCGCGCUCUAACAUCUCUUUCAACUCCAACAAAAAGAAAUGAAGGUAUAUUGAAGCUGGCUGUGAUACCACCAGUGCAGACUAAAGAGGCAUCCUUGAACCGUCAUCAACACCUUGCUCGAAAUCAUCCUCUCGUGCUUGGCUCCGAGCCCCUUGGGCGGCCUAUCGAUGCCCUUUUGCCUCUAGUCAAGCCAAGCGUGGAGCCAAAACUCACUCUGGACACAGCAGGAAAUAGUCGCGGCUCAAUAUCCACAAUAAUACCAAAGUCUAAAGAUAAUCAGGGUGCUCAGGAGCAAGUCGACAAAAUUUUGGAUUUAGUUGACUCUAACUCAAGCAAGAGAACAGCAGCAGCCCAUAAUAAAAGAUCCAAGACAUCGUCCGAACCAAUUUUGAAUAUACAGCGGAAACAACAUCCAGCUAACCAACGGCGAGAAAGAAGUGAUGUAGACUUGAAGGAGAAGGAACGCAUGAAAGCUCAGAGAGAGGAUAAAGAUAACGGUAACAAGAAGCAAAGGCCCGACAUUAUGUAUGCGAUUGUAAAAGGCAUUCCCGCCAGACCGGUUAUUCCCAAGCUUGUAGGGGCUUCUGGGUCAGGAACUGUGAUCAUUUCUAAAAACCGUGGCGAGGAUAGAUCAGAUAGUGGCCACAAUAACGGAAGCGUCAGCCGCGUGGUAGAUGAAGCAGUAACUAUUGUGUCUACCGGGCGAAGUCGUGAACGCAGAACAACUAGAUCAGAUAGCCAGAACAUUCUGAUCCAAGCGGACAACAAAACGAUUGAGAAAACCAAUCAGCUUCAACAGGAAUAUACCCCCAAAGCAUUAUCUUUCGGUAGUUUGGAUGAAGAUUCGGACCUUGAGGAGGAUUCUCUCCGAUCUGACGAUAGUAGUAACAAGGAAAAGAUCGGAUUACUUGAGAAUGAAAACGAGAACAAAUCAACCCAAGCCGACGUUACAAUAAUCGUAGAGAAGCUUAACUCAAAUUCUGUUACACGCCCUUCACAGUCAACCUUAACAAACGCCUCACACAAACUGGAAGUUUCUCAAAAAUACAUGGGAGGUACUCCAUUGGGGACUGCACGUACAGGAAGUGCACCAGAGAAUUCUUCACUUAAUAGCGCUGAUGCCCUGUUCCAAGCCAGCGCUCCUCUGAUUACCUAUCCAGCUCUUGAUGCAUAUCUUUCUUCCUUAAAACCAGCCAACUUCUCUAAAGUACCGCUCUCCCCCGCAUUGGAGCCUUUAGAGGCAUCCAAACAGGAAAAAACAGGAGCCAAACAAGCCGCAAAGCAAAAGAAAAAGCAAGCACAAGAUUCUAAGGAAGGCAUGUUCCCUCCACUGGGAAGAGUCCCCACAGGCGUGUCACUCGAUCAGCUGAAGAUAAAUGUGACCAAACCCCCAGGAUUUUUUGAUCAGGAGCUCCAGAACGUGCUCCUAUCCUCAGCAGUAGAUGGAAUCAUGAGUGGUGAAGCUUCGAACAUUGGCAUAUCAUGGAUGCGACUUGAGAUCAUUCGCGAUUUUUUACAGUUCGUCGGAUUAUACCUCUCUGUUUCUGGUAACACAUUCAUCAACCAAAAGUGGCUUUAUGCCACUGUCAACAUCAUCCCUGCUAUUUUAUCUCUGGAUUUCCCAAGAGCGCUGGGUCAUGGGAUGAUAUUCUUGAUUUUGUUCACCUUGGUCUGCUGUAUCGGAUUGUAUACAUUCAAGAUUAUGACCAAGACUGAUCCUAAUGAUGACAUAGAAGGGCUUGAAGUAUCCUCUUGGAGCCUUCGCUCAAAAAAGCAGCGUAUUGAAACAAUCUCCAUUGUCUUCCUGCUAACAACAUUAUAUCUGCCUCUGGCAAAGUUGUCGUUCGACGCCUUAGUUUGGUCCGAUACUAUGUGGCCUACCUCGAAUCCCUAUAAAAACGUAGAUUUCCCAGUCCUUACACCACUUGGACCUAGUGGCAUUUAUCGAAAUCCGUCUGAUUUUUGUUAUGUUACAUCUAUGAAGAUCCAAGACCUCAAUUUUGCAUAUGUAAUCAUCCCAUUAGCAAUAUUCACUCUUUGUGUAAACACACUAUACUUUCCGCUGGCAAUCAGAAGAUUAGUAAUCCUUAACUUGCCGAGGAUUGACAAGUAUACUGAGCAAGGUGAACGGAGGCUGGACCCAGAUGAGGAAUACAAGCGCUUGACCAACUCAGAUAACUGUCCGUACAAUUUCCUCUAUAACGGCUACAGAAGGGAGCAAGGGACGUACAAAGUUGUUGUGAUGUUCAAUAAGCUCCUUGCUGUUGUCAUAGUUGUCCUCUUCUCCAAAGAUAACUGCCUCUUCCGAGGCUACGAACGCAGGACUAUCGAGGCAACCCGUGCGGGGCUUCAGAUAGUCUUCACAGUCAGCUUAAUAUAUCGACACUACCGCACAAAACCUUUCCUAUACGCUUCUCAGAACCUAAGCGAGUAUUGGUCACGAGCUUGCACCGUUGUCACUAGCGUAAUUGGCUUAUUCAUCGUCCUAAAAGUUGGCCCUCUAUCUGUCAAUGCACUCGGAAUCAUGUUGGUGGCAGCGUAUAUCCUUAUGUGCGUCAUUGUCAUUUGGUUUGUGAUCCGACAAACUCAAAAGUUCCAGAUCAUGCUCAAGCAGAUCCAACAACGACUUGAUUUUUCACUUGAGAUAUUCAAUCCAAAACUCAAUUACUUCAAGCAUAUUAAGCGACGUAUCUGGCAGGAGACAUGGACGACAACUUUGCUUAUUGAUGACUCGUUCAAGAUGCCUGAGAACAAGAUUGUGGCAUAUAGUCAAUCGCCACAUCGACCGCCCUAUUUACUCAACUUUGCUGGUACAGUUGCAGAGCGCCAUGUGGAGAACCUCCGUAUUGUAAGGCAAAUUGGCCUAAGAUCAUACUCGCAAGCAUGCCAAUUCCUGACGCCCGUCAUGGUGCGCAAGCGGACUCUUAUUUUAAAAGAGUUUGUAGGGCCAGAUAUGUAUUAUGCGCCAGAGUUUAUGACAUCCAACAUCAAGACUUAUUUCGGAAAGGCUUACGUAGUCCCAUUCCCGUUUUCCGUGGUCUUUGUUUAUGAUGAAUCAUCUGUUGUAGUGACUCUUGUCAAAGAACAUGACCUGGAUCGCUACAUCCAGCAGAACCAAGAUGCUGAGAUUCAAAGGCGAAGGGAACUAAGGUACCAACUCCGAGCACUGGAUGGGAAAUUUGUUAUACGCCCAUUUGUUGAGAUGAGAGGCGUCCAUAGAGGUAGAGAGAGCAAUGGCACCAUGGAGAUGUCUCUAGUAAACGCCCCUGUUAGUUACAAGCGUGGACUAUUUACUAUUCAUCGGAAGAAGAUGUCUAGCUGGCAAGGGCACAACAUGAACCCCGGAUUCUCUGUCACAAUCACGUAUUCUGAUGGAGAAGUUCAGGAUCCCGAAGGAUCGGCUCAACUAUCGCACGAAACCACUAUUGGCCACGACAUCAUUGGCAUUACCAGAGAUUUUCAAAUGACGCCAGCAUUGGCGCGACUACUUCGUGAUAAUCAUGCUCUCGUGUCCAGAGGCACCAAGAAGGUUAAACGAGUUAUGCAGGCAUACCAAGCUCAUUAUCGGCACGAAGCACAGCACAAAGACGCGACUCUGUCCUAUGAUUUCUUUAUUAAUGUUUAUGACAAUCCUACCUUGAAGCGGAAAGACCUAGAAGCUCUUGUCUUGGCUACCGAAGAAAACCCAAAGGUCCGUUUCCCUUCAACCGACGUCACUCUGGCCAUUGAUUUCCUGUAUGAACGGAUGGCAGCUGUGAACAGAACUCGGAUUCAUCAAUGGUGGUAUCUCUUCUGGGACGAUCUCUACCGUAAGAACCACGAGGAAAUACCUCAGUUGACUCCCAAGGAAUUCUCACCAGCUUUUCCAGGGUCUAUCUGCUAUCGGCCCAUGCCAAGGCAAGAGCUGGAGAGCUUUUUGGAAAAGCAUGGAUGUUGGCAGAAGAGCGGUCGAGCAGGGUUUAUGCAUAUUGGUGUCCUCAAUAGGAUGUAUACAUUUAUGAACGAGCUCGUCUUUGAAAGAAUGUCCAGGGAUCAGCGAAUGAGGCAACUUGAAUUGUCGACAGUUGAACGACAGCGACUAGAAAACCUAUUCCUGGUUACUAAGGCUAAGGUCCAUAAUGACGGUACAUACAAGCGGUUACCACUAUCAGAGUACGAGGAAAAUGAUCAUGGGGCUACCCAGAACACAGAUAAUCAAAGCCUCGGUAGGAAGCCAUCUAUGACAUCUCUUGGAAGGACCAAGAGUAAGAAGGGAUGGUUUGAAAGUAUUACACCAGGCCGUCGUCUAAAGGUCUCAAGUCGCUUGGAGAGCUAUUCUCCAGGAUACAUCAUCCCUCAGACAUGGCAACAAAAGGCUAGCCAAUUUACUGCGCUAUUGAUUGGAGGGCGGUCAGAAGAUAUGAUCGGCGAUUCUGAUGAAGAAGAUGAUAUGAAUGACGAUGAGGAUAUAGCCCAGAAGGAGCGCAAGGGCUCGGCAAGCUCCUUAGAAACCUCGAUUCUGCAGCCUGAGAAAGCUGGGGAAACGUACUACAAAAAGACGUCUACCUCCCCUGGUCAUCACCAACAGACUGAAUUGUCGGAUAAGUCCAAGAAAAGGCUUCAAAAGGACCUCCAACAACCUAUGCAGCGGCCCAAAGUAUCAUUAGUAAGUCGACCGGAGUCAUGGGCUUCAGUAUCAACAUGCAUAGACAACGAUGUGACACAUGGUACAGAAGAGGAAGAACUCGUGCCACUGACGUCAAAUCAGCAGCAGGACCUGAGUUCAAGAAACCAAAAACUGAGAACCAGAGAUGAAGAUGCUGGUAUGGCCAGCGACUGCAUGAGUGUUGCCAGUAUGAGCUCUGAGGAUUAUUGGUAGCCUAGCCUAGGUUACAACAGAAUUUAUUCAUAAGAGAUGCCUAAAAUAUCAUUCUAAAAGCCGAU
Lobosporangium transversale is the source of this 5706-nucleotide messenger RNA. RefSeq lists its product as hypothetical. Lineage: Eukaryota; Fungi; Mortierellomycota; Mortierellomycetes; Mortierellales; Mortierellaceae. The coding region runs from base 224 to 5641 and encodes 1805 amino acids. The record is from RefSeq and is a predicted model, not a curated record. The transcript has 5 exons.